Molecule: messenger RNA, 1693 nt
Organism: Equus caballus (horse)
Lineage: Eukaryota; Metazoa; Chordata; Mammalia; Perissodactyla; Equidae
Gene: GLTP
Product: glycolipid transfer protein
Biological process (GO): ER to Golgi ceramide transport; intermembrane lipid transfer
Cellular component (GO): cytoplasm
Molecular function (GO): lipid transfer activity
Source: RefSeq, a predicted model, not a curated record
GGGCGGCAGUGACGGCCCCGGCGGUGACGGCGGCGGCCCGGGGGGCGGCGUGGACGCCCGCGGCGCCGGCUGGGGCAUCACCGCGGGCCUCGACCCCGAAAUGGCGCUGCUGGCCGAGCACCUGCUGAAGCCGCUGCCCGCGGACAAGCAGAUCGAGACGGGGCCCUUCCUGGAGGCGGUGUCCCACCUGCCGCCCUUCUUCGAUUGCCUCGGGUCCCCAGUGUUUACUCCCAUCAAGGCGGACAUAAGUGGCAACAUCACGAAAAUCAAAGCUGUUUAUGACACCAACCCAGCCAAGUUCCGGACGCUGCAGAACAUCCUGGAGGUGGAGAAGGAAAUGUACGGGGCACAGUGGCCCAAAGUGGGGGCCACGCUGGCGCUGAUGUGGCUGAAAAGAGGCCUCCGCUUCAUCCAGGUCUUCCUCCAGAGCAUCUGUGAUGGGGAGCGGGACGAGAACCACCCCAACCUCAUCCGCGUCAACGCCACCAAGGCCUACGAGAUGGCCCUCAAGAAGUACCACGGCUGGGUGGUGCAGAAGAUCUUCCAGGCAGCGCUGUACGCGGCGCCCUACAAGUCCGACUUCCUGAAGGCGCUCUCCAAGGGGCAGGCGGUGACGGAGGAGGAGUGCCUGGAGAAGACCCGCCUCUUCCUGGUCAACUUCACGGCCACCAUCGAUGUCAUCUACGAGAUGUACACCAAGAUGAACGCCGAGCUCAGCUACAAGGUGUAGGCGCCCGGCGGGGACAGCCGCCCACACGCGGCCACUCGCGGACCCGGGCCAGCCCGGAUCACUGUGAAUCGCAGGGCCGCCCUUGGCCCGCACACCCCGGAGCAGCGGGGGGCUGCCUGGGGGCUGCAGGGGACGGUCCUGGUUUUUUAAAGUCAUUUUGGGGUCUAUCAUAAUGGAGCAAUAAUUAACCAUCCUACUUCUGAAUCUUCUUUGAAUUUCACAACAACACAGACCUUCGUUCCCGUGUGGUAAAAGUCAAUUAAUUUUUCUAAUAAAUCACGUCCUAGGGUUUUUGGGGUUCUCCCUGUGUGAGCAUGACUCUGUGGGGACAGUGUCAUACACCGCACUUUCCUUAUGAGGAUCUGGCAGAAUGAUGUUUUGGGAAUUUUAAGGACUAUGAAGACUUUGAUUUAAAAUUAUACAAGACCCCGAUUGCGGGAUUUUUUUUUUUUUUUAAAGCAAACUGGUGUGUGUUCUGUGGUUCACACAGCCCAGCCUCAGAGCACUGUCAUCACAGAUCCGUUCUUUCUCACUGUCUUUUGCCAGACAGUCUUUUUAUAGCUGAAACCAACCAGCAAGCCUUUGAUGAUGGGGGUGGGGGUGGGGGGGUGAGUAUUUUAAAGCUAUCGGGCACAAAUUACUGACUGAAGAUGACUGUGUGCAUUCUUCUGCAUAAUUAUCUUCUUCAGGGAUAGCUUUUCCAACCUAAGAAACUACCUACCACGUGUGUUCUCUCAAGGGGCAGAGGAGGAACUCUCCAGCUGCUCAGACCCAAGAGAAUGCGUCCUUGUUGCCUUAACUGUCCUUACUGGCGCUAAAAAGAGCUGUAUUUUUUAACGUUGGGGCAAACAAAGCAACUCCAAAAGAACUGAUGUGUGUUAAAAACCCAAUGAGGAACAAUUGGUGAUUUUUAUGGAGAAACUAAAUAAUCCUUAAUAAAGAAAUCUCUAUUUUGGAAUCGCA